CGCGAGUUCACGUCAAUUUUCGUGACAAUCAAUCGAUAGAAAUUUUAAUAGAAGAAAAAAUUAAACUCAAAAUGAUAAUUAUCACGGUGUUUUUUACGCUCUUUCUAAUCGAAUGCAAUGCUGUUGGUGAUUGUUGGCUUCCUUCCGAAAAGGACUUUAAUGUCGAUGAUUUUCAAUAUGAAGGAGAUCCAAUUUAUUUCGCGUGCAUCAAUGACGUUUCCCAGCUCCAAUUUCAUAUCACCAAAGUCGAAAAUGGAAGCUUGCCAUUGAGUUUAAUUGAUGCAUUGGACAAUGGAAAAGGUCUAUCUCUAUUUUUUCAUGGGAUCUCUUUCAUGAUUACAGAUGACGAUGAUCUUGAUUUUGAAUUUGCCCAAGAUUGGUUUUUAGCAUCCAAAAACAAUGUUUGCGUCGUAUCAUAUGACUAUGAAAUAAAACGUUCGAUUGGUUAUCAAAUGUAUUGGAAUUUAAAACGUAUGGUGUCAACCAAACGGCUUGAAUAUGUAGCAAAGCAAGCACGUGACUUGGUAUUGGGCAUACGGCAUAAAUGUUUGGAAACUACUCACCGGCAGUGUCUCAGGCAUAUGGGACAAGUUGAUGCGAGUGGCUUUAGUUUCGGUGCACAUAUUGCUGGACGCUUUUGUGAGUACUUGCAAGAAAAAACUGGCGAACAAGUUAGAAUUUUAUUGGCGUUAGAUCCCUCAAAAUCAUUUCCAUUGUCACCAAAACCCACGAAUACCAUCAUAAGCAGUCAUGCUGAAUUCGUUCAAGUCAUUCAUACAUCAAUGGCGGGCAUUUCCCAUCAAAUUCCAGGAGUUUCACAUAUCUUCGUGGAUUAUACGUCAAGCUCAUCUUUUUUCAGUGCUUUGAGUGAAAAGCAUGUGUUGGGAUUUCUUUUGCAUGUUGCAACAGCCACCAAACGACUUUACAUAAUCGCUGAUAAAAAUGGAAAUGGUAGAUUUAUAAAUGGAAUCGAACAUUUUGAUAUUCCUGAACUAAAAGAGAACGAGUGUUUAGUUGGCAUAUAUGCGCCCCAUGGCCAAUGGAACUGUGGAGGGAGGUUUGAAAUUUCGUUGAAAAAUCAAACCAAUAUUUUAUGGGCAGCACUUGGCCACUUUACUCGUUUGCUUUAACUUCUUUCGCCGGUGGUUAUGGAAUGUUGACUUAUUUGAAUAUUUAAUUUCUAGUUUUUAAUUAAUUAUUUUCUAAUGUCAACAUCGUUUCAAAGUCAUCCAAUAAAAUAAAUAUAAAUACAAACAUG
Contarinia nasturtii (swede midge) is the source of this 1258-nucleotide messenger RNA. RefSeq lists its product as uncharacterized. NCBI's taxonomy places the organism in Eukaryota, Metazoa, Arthropoda, Insecta, Diptera, Cecidomyiidae. The record is from RefSeq and is a predicted model, not a curated record. The transcript has 5 exons. The coding region runs from base 72 to 1130 and encodes 352 amino acids.